UACAAGGAAAGAACCUGAUUCCAAACCUACGAAGGAGUAAUUGGUUUACUUGGAGCUCCCAGAACAAAUUCUCCUGUUAUAUAUCUUUAUUGAAUAUGUUUAGAUAGCCAUUUUUGUGCCUAUGCGGCAACUUGUGGUUUAACUCGACCCUGCGCCCGGCCCUGGCAAAACAAUUUGCGCCUGUCCCGCCCUUCUCUCUCUCUCUCUUUGAAUUACCAACUGUAUUCUGCAAAUUAAGCUCUCCCUCUAGAUUAACAUAAACUUACUGCAAAUUAAGUUUGAUAUUCGGAUAAAAUCAACAGCCUCAUUUUCAUCUUAGGGGCAAGUUUUCACUGAAUGAGUUCACAACGCCUAAUAUUGCCUAGAGUGUGGUUUCAGUAAUGAAGGGCGACAAUGGUUUCUCUCGUGAUGCUUCUCUCUCUCUCCAUCACAUGAAAUUCUCCAUAAAAACCAGAGAUUUAUGGGACUCUCAAAGCUCUCAAAUCAACAUGGUUUCCAAAGCGUUCAAGCCCAGUUUUCCCAAUUCAAAUUCAGGUUUUUCUCAGGAACCCCACAUCUGUUCAACAAAACGCCUAACAGAAAUCUUCACCCUUUGGACAUGGAGGUAUCAGCUUGCCUCAAAGAAGGAAACCCAAGAGGAGCUCUGCAAGUUCUUGAAAAAGCUAGCCUUUCAGGUCUCAAACCAACACAGAUAAUGGUUUCCUGUGCUCUUAAUGCAUGUGGUCUUCUUGCCAAUAUGAAAAUGGGUGAGAAACUCCAUUGCUACUCUGUGAAAACGGGAUUCGAAUUGAUGGGGAGUCUGGGUAGUGCUCUUGUAGACAUGUAUGCUAAAAAUGGUGAAAUGGGUCUUGCACAUAAGGCCUUCAGUGAGCUCUGUGAAAGAGAUGGAGCCACUUGGAACUCAAUGCUCUCUGGUUAUUCGCAUUCUGGUUCCUUUGAAGAGACGGCUAAGAUUUUUGAGCUCAUGAACCAGGAAGGUGUAGCCCCUAAUCAGUUCACUUUCGCAAUCGUUCUUUCUGCCUGUGCAAAAUCGAGAGAACUUAAUCAAGGUAAAAAGGUUCAUUCGAUAGUUAUCAAAUUGGGUUUUGAGUCUUAUAAAUUUUGUGUAGGCUCUCUGAUUGGUAUGUAUGCUAAAUGUGGAAGUAUCUUAGAUGGUCGAGUGGUUUUUGAUGGAUCAGUGGAACCAGAUAUAGUUUCUUGGACAGCCAUGAUUGCUGGAUAUUUGCAGGUUGGUUCAGUACAAGAGGCCCUGGAAUUGUUUUUGGGUAUGCAAGAACAAGGACUCAAACCAGAUCAGGUGGCUCUGGUGACUAUUUUGAGUGCCUGUGUCAAAUAUGGCUGGCUCAAAGAGGCGAGCAAACUUUUUAAGCAAAUGCGUGAGCCUGGUGUAGUGGCCUGGAAUGCGAUGAUUUCUGGUCAUGCUCAAAAUGGGUUUGAGUUAGAUGCUCUGCAAAUCUUUGGAGAGAUGAAACUGAGUGGAAUUAAGCCUACGCGAUCCACUUUAGGAAGCAUACUGAGUGCCUGUGCUAAUCUAAGUGGUCUAGAGCAGGGUCUGCAAAUUCAUUCAGAGGCAAUUAAGCUUGGAUUGGAUCUCAAUUUCUAUGUGGGCAGUGCCCUGGUUAACAUGUAUUCCAAAUGUGGGUUUGUAAAAGAAGCAAAGCUUUGUUUUGAAACAUCUGGAGAGAGAAACAUUGUGCUUUGGAAUGCGAUGCUGUCUAGCUAUGUUCAAAAUGAGUAUCAUUUGGAGGGAGUCAGGCUCUUUGCUUCCAUGGUUGCUUUGGGUUUUAGACCUGACGAAUUCACCUUUGGUAGUAUUCUUAGUGCAUGUGGAAACUUGGGGUUUCUUGAAUUGGGUCUGCAACUUCAUGCCAUUAUAAUCAAAAGCAAUAUCGAAAGCAACAUAUUUACAGCAAAUGCAAUUGUGGACUUCUAUGCAAAGUGUGGAAAGCUUGUUGAGGCUUUUCUUCAGUUUGAGGUCAUUCCUUUUCGAGAUACAGUUUCAUGGAAUGCAAUUAUAGUGGGGCAUGCUCAAGUGGGCUAUGAGGAGGAGGCUCUAGCUUUCUUUCAUCGAAUGAAUUUAGACAAAGCUUCCCCAGAUGAAGUUUCCCUGGCAAGUGUGCUCAGUGCUUGUGCUAAUAUACGAGCCCUUUGUGAAGGCCUGCAACUCCAUGGAUUCUGUAUCAAAUUAGGGUAUGAAUCGAAUCUUUAUACAGUUAGUGCUCUUAUUGAUAUGUAUGCCAAAUGUGGGUUCAUGGAGUGUGCAAAUAAAAUACUAAUUUACAUGCCUGAAUCUAAUGUUGUUUCGAGGAAUGCAAUAAUUUCAGGGUGGGUUCAGAAUGACAACCCUGAAGAAGCAAUUAAUGCAUUUAAAAGGUUGCAGGUUGAAGGGAUAAAGCCAACACAAUUCACAUUUGCAAGCAUUCUAGUUGCUUGUUCUGAUCUUUUGAGUUUAGACAAAGGAAAACAGGUCCAUGGUUACACUUUUAAGAGUGGGUUUCUCUCUGAUUCCUUCUUGGGCAGCUCUGUUUUGGACAUGUAUGCAAAGUGCCAGGCUACCAUGGAUGCAUAUAAGCUGUUUCAUGAGAUCCGUGAUAGAUCUACAGUGCUCUGGACCUCCAUGAUAUCAGGUCAUGCUCAGAGUGGUCUCAAUGAGGAAGCUCUUGAUAUGUUUCGAGAAAUGAUGGGCGACAUGGAUGCCAAACCAGACCAAGCCACAUUUUCAAGUGUUCUCAGAGCUUGCUCUAGCUUAGCAGCCUUGAGUUUUGGCAAAACUAUCCAUGGCCUCAUUACUCGAACUGGGUUUAGUUCAGAUGUCUUCACAGGCAGCUCACUGAUAGACUUCUACACAAAAUGUGGCGCCAUUGAAGAAGCUCGAAGAGUUUUUGAGGAAAUGAAAGUGAAAGAUUUGGUUUCAUGGAAUGCCAUGCUCGUGGGAUAUGCUAAAAAUGGGUAUGCCCAUGAGGCACUCAACCUCUUUGCAAGGAUGGAGCAUGACGGUAUGAUGCCUGACCGUGUCACAUAUCUUGGUGUUCUCACGGCAUGUAGCCAUGGAGGCAUGGUUUCCAAAGGACGCGAGCUCUUUAACUGCAUGGCCAUGAAGCAUGGGAUCAUGCCGAGGUAUGAUCAUUAUGCAUGCAUAGUUGACCUCCUUGGCCGUGCUGGUCAGCUCCAAGAAGCUGAAGAUUUUAUAAAUAAAUUGCCAUUUGAGCCUGAUUCUGUAAUUUGGUUUACCUUGCUCUCAGCUUGUAGAGUUCAUAAAGAUAAUUUGAUGGGGAAGAGAGUAGCUGAGAGGCUUAUUGACUUGGAACCUCAAAACUCUUCGACAUAUGUGCUUCUUUCUAAUAUAUAUGCGGCUACGGACAAUUGGGAUGGAGUUAAUUUGGUGAGGAGAGAGAUGAGAGAGAGAGGAGUGAGAAAAUCACCUGGAUGCAGUUGGAUUGAGGUGGGGAACAAUACUCAUUCCUUUGUCGCUGGGGAUAGAUAUCAUCCUCAAAGUGGAGAGAUAUAUGCAGUUUUGGAGACUUUGGUUGAAUGGCUUAGAGAUAAUGGUUAUGUUACCAUGUUUGAGUUAGUUUUGAAUGAGGAGGACCCAUGCUUUGAGGGUAUGGAACACAGUUGCUUUGGUGAGGAGAGAGAUGAGAGUGAGGGGAGUGAGAAAGUAGCCUGGAUGUAGUUGGAUUGAGGUGGACAAGAAGACUCAGUGAGAUAGGAGGCGGCUCAUGAGAUUCUAUCUGAGAUACAAUAUAAGGGUCUGGCUCCCGAUGAUUUUCCCAAUGAUUUCACAUACACAGUAAUGGUAAAUGGCAUUGCAAGGCAUGCAAAAUGGAGGAGGCCCAUUGCUUGUUUGAGCUGAUGCAAGUACACUUCCAAGUGCAAUAUCUUAGUGCAAUACUUAUUGAUGGGCACAGUCAUGAAGAGAAUAUGGGAGAAGCUUUGAGAUUGUUUGAAGAGAUGGUGGCAAGGGGCAUCAAGCCUGAGGACGUGACCUAUGGUGUGCUCAUCCAUGCUCAUUGCAAAGAAUGAAAUAUGAUUGAGGCCUUCAAGCUGAGAAAUGUAACUCUAGAUAAUGGAGUGACAAUGGGUGUUGCUAUGGAUUAUGCGCCUAUAGGUGCAAGGGUGAUCUUGGGGAAGCCUUAAGAUUGCUUAAUAAUAAGAUGGAGCAGGUGAAGGACUAAGCUAGAUAAUGCCACUUAUAAUAUUUUGAUCCAUUUCUUGUGCGAAGUGGGUAAUCUGGAUGAAGAGACUAUGCUGCUACAAAAUAUGAUAGAUGGUGGGUUUACCCCAAGUAAUGAAGGUAUGAGUGCACUGAUUAAGGGACAUGAGAAAAUGGACAAUGCCCGAGGAAGAAGUUGCUCUACAGGCUAGACAUAUCUGAUGUUGAAGAAGUAUAGUUAUGUUCUUAUUAGUCUGCAUAGUGGGGAAGGAUGGACUUCCUUCAAAAGAAAUAUGGCAGGCAAGUAAAGGCCAUUUAAGGUGGUGCCAGCAAAGUUGAAAACUGCCUCCAUUUGGCCAAUACUGCUCCAGACUGAAACAAGUAGUUUUACCUUGUUCAUUAAAGAAUCUUUAAAUUAAA
Amborella trichopoda is the source of this 4573-nucleotide messenger RNA. RefSeq names its product Pentatricopeptide repeat (PPR) superfamily protein. Gene Ontology annotation, biological process: RNA modification. The record is from RefSeq and is a predicted model, not a curated record. Gene Ontology annotation, molecular function: RNA binding; protein binding. NCBI's taxonomy places the organism in Eukaryota, Viridiplantae, Streptophyta, Magnoliopsida, Amborellales, Amborellaceae.